AUGCUAGCUGAGCGAUAUGGAUUGAAAGAGACUCACCAUGUCUACAUUGAGGAAUCUGUUGCGAUGUUUCUCGAGACUGUUGGUCAAGAUAAGACGAAGCUGGAUAUUGCUGCAAGGUAUCAAAGAUUAGUGGAUACGGUCCAAAGGAAGCUUGAUGAAGUUUUGAGUGCUCUUCUAAAGUUUUCGGAGGAUACAUUAAGACCACAAGAAGGCGAGUUUGGAAGAGUGAGUCCGGUUUUGAGGAAUGAUGAUCGGUAUUGGCCUCAUUUCAGAGAUUGUGUUGGAGCACUCGAUGGAACUCAUGUGCCGGUUCGCCCUCCAAGUCACAAUGCAGAAGCAUAUAAAGGUAGAAAGCAAGAUCCUAUAAUGAAUGUUCUUGCUAUAUGUAGCUUCGACAUGAAGUUCAUAUACGCAUAUCUCGGUGUACCUGGUAGAGCACAUGAUACAAAGGUCUUGAUUCAUUGUGCGAGGAAUGAGGCUUCUUUCCCACAUCCUCCUCCUGGAAAAUAUUAUCUAGUUGACUCGGGAUAUCCGACCAGGACGGGGUAUCUUGGUCCGCAUCAAAGUAUGCGAUAUCAUCUUGGUCAGUUUGCUAGAGGAGGACUACCAGUUAGUGCACGAGACUUGUUCAACUGA
Messenger RNA from Brassica oleracea var. oleracea, 636 nucleotides. RefSeq lists its product as uncharacterized. The transcript has a single exon. The coding region runs from base 1 to 636 and encodes 211 amino acids. The record is from RefSeq and is a predicted model, not a curated record. NCBI's taxonomy places the organism in Eukaryota, Viridiplantae, Streptophyta, Magnoliopsida, Brassicales, Brassicaceae.